Molecule: messenger RNA, 1941 nt
Organism: Penicillium griseofulvum
Lineage: Eukaryota; Fungi; Ascomycota; Eurotiomycetes; Eurotiales; Aspergillaceae
Product: fungal specific transcription factor domain-containing protein
Exons: 4
Coding region: 1-1941 (646 amino acids)
Biological process (GO): DNA-templated transcription
Cellular component (GO): nucleus
Molecular function (GO): zinc ion binding; DNA binding
Source: RefSeq, a predicted model, not a curated record
AUGGCAAACCAGCCUCAUGCGAGCCUUGCCGCGGAGACAAAGUCCGCUGUGACCAUGCAUUACCUGAACCCUCAGUCAAACGAGACAUCACUCUACCCGUCCGUGUCUGGUGUGGAACAAGAGAGCUCUUCUGGGCGUACCUCAACCCGCACCCAACCACUACUAUCCGGGUAUUUUGGCCCAACGAGCUUCGUGUCGCCCCUAACUGAGGAUGUCGACUUGGGCUCAGACGGUCUGAGUCUGGGCAUGGAGAUGGAAUCUGCCCAGAGAGUCCUACCCCCAUAUUGGGUCCAAAAGAUCUCAGAGAUUCUAUUGAUACUGAAUGAUUUUGCCACAGUGGAGGCAUUAAUCCGCGAUUAUUAUGCACUAAGCCAAAGCGCCGUUAUACCAGCACCAUUCGUGCUGAACAGCCUUGAUCCGAUCAAAUCCAUGUGCAAAGAGAACAUAUCAGACCGUAAUCUUGCUGGUUUCGCAUCUUCCUUGACAGUAAGCAUAAUACAAAAUACGUCUGAGAUUUUCGAAGUUCCGUCUGCGAUACACGGGCAAGACUUCCAUACGCUAUUUACGGGGCCAGCAAUCCGUCUUGAGAUCAUUGGGCUCCUCUGCGCUCUCGCUGGCCGGGCAAGAUAUCUGGGGCUCGCUAGUGACAGGUUCGAUAACGACCGAACCGCACGGUCUCAAUAUGCGCAUACGAUGCUUAAAGCCAGCGAUACCGCACUACACGUUUCCAAAAUCCUUACGCCACUCAAUGACCUGACAAUAUGGUUGGUGCAUGAAAAUCUCCUGUUGUCGGAUAUAGUACACGGUGACUCAAGUCCCGCCUGUUGGAAGCGACUCGGCGAUCUCUCAACCGACAUAUUCGCACUAGGUCUCCACCGUGACUCUAAGACCUCGAGCAAUAUACCCGAAUUUCUCUUGGAGUCACGUAGACGGCAAUUCGCUGCAGCGUAUCAGCUCGACAAGAGCAUUGCCACAUUCUUAGGCCGACCACCAAGAAUACCAUGGCGAUAUGCCGAUUGUCGCAUGCCACUUGAUAUCAGCGAUGAGACACUCGCUACCGAUAACAUGGCCCUGGGUUACUCUCACAACUACGUUGAUGAGAAUGGCUGGAAUCUCCAACGAGUGGUCCAGCGGUCAUCAUGGAUACGAGUGCGGUUUAUCAUCAGCACAUUUCGAGAUGAGAUUCUCGAGGUCUCUUUACAGAAUAUGACCCCCGAGAUAGAAAAUAUGCUCAAGUCGUUCAUCCCCUUUUUUCUACUUUAUUUUCAGUCGCUGAUACCAUCCAGGAAUAUCUCGCAGAGAUGUCAUCUAGCAUGGGAUUCGCUCCCCAAUUGGCUUCGCUACAGCCCAAAAUGUUGGGAACAGAAUUUACACAUUGCAGUAUCCCUUAUGAUGAUUAUUUCAUAUCUGGCAUACCUAUACAACGACUUCCUCAUCCAGCGACUCAUUGCCGGGAAGAAUAAUCCACGCGGAAACAGAGCACUGCUCACUGUCAGCGCUGACAUACUAUCAACAGUCCUAACAUUAGGCAUGCAACGUGAACAAAUGGUCGAUCUCCGACCAGAUUUUGCGUGGACGGUCCUGCUCUACGGAUUCCCUAGUGCCAGUCUACUUAUAAAAGCCCUACAGCACCAAAAACGCACAGGCGAGCCGUUCCUCUAUGAAGGAUCGAGGUCGGCACUGAUCCGCAAUUUGAGUGUCUUUAUUUCGCAUCUCGAAUCUAUCGUUCGGCCGGAUAAUGCUAACUAUGCUCUCUUUCAACGGGCCAGUCAGCUGUUCUCAAAGAUUAUCGAUGAGAUUCUAGAGCCGCAGUCAAUUCUUCCGGACUCGAAUCAUGGGGAUGCGUCUGCUUUUGAAUUUGAUCCGAUGAUUGAGGUUGACGGACUGGAUUUGUUUAAUAACAUAGAUUUGGGGGUCGCAUUUAACCAGUGGUUGCUUUAA